GGUACGCUGCGAAUGGCGGAGACGCUGAGGCGGGUGCUAAACUCGGGCGGCGCGGCUGGCCCCGGGGAGGAGAACACAGCUGAGGCCGAACCGCCUUUGCUGCUGCUCGGUGGUCACGGCUCUGGAAAGACAGCGCUGCUAUUCGCGGCGGCCCUGGAGGCGGCAGGGGAAGGCCGAGGCCCUGUCCUCUUCCUGACUCGGAGGCCUCUGCAAAGCCUGCCUCGCCGGAUUGGAGCUGCGCUCGAACCCUUGCGGUUACAGAAGAUCCGCUUCCAGUACCCACCCUCAACCCAUGAGCUCCUCCGGCUCCUGUGCUCUGCCCAUGAGACGCGGGGGCCAGCCCCUUCCCUCCUGCUGCUCGAUGGCCUGGAGGAGUACCUAACGGAAGACCCCGGGUCCCAGGAAGCCGCCUACCUGGCCGCCCUGCUUCUGGACACAGCUGCCCACUUCAGCCACCGGGUUGGGUCUGGCCGGGGCUGUGGGCUCAUUGUGGCCCUCCAGACCCAGGAGGAGGGAGACAGUGCGACUGCCCUGCAGUUGGCACUGCUUCAGAGGUAUUUCCCUGCCCAGUGCUGGCUGCAGCCCGAUGCACCAAGCCCAGGACAGCACUGCCUCCGAGCCUGCCUGGAGCCAGGUGGGCUGGGUGCCAGGGCAGAGUGGCGGGUGACUUUCCGACAAGAUGGAGAGAUGACAGUCACCCCGUGGCCCACGCAGGCUGGUGACACCAGCUUGCACAAGGGUUCAAGCUCUGGAGGCCAACCUUGAGGUUUGGAGUGUGACAACCUCUCUAUGCUUCAGUUUCCAUGGCUGGAAUACCUACCUCAGGGACAGAUGCAAAUUCAGAGACCUAAAGAUUAUAAAGUGCUUUUUCUCUCAUAAAUAUAGCAUUAUCCUGUACAUAUUGUCAACAUAUUGUUUAACUUUGCUGUUUUGAACUUUGUAAAGAGUUUCAUGACAAA
This is a messenger RNA of Orcinus orca (killer whale), 959 nucleotides long. RefSeq names its product SWIM-type zinc finger 7 associated protein 1 (gene SWSAP1). Bases 13 to 765 code for a protein of 250 amino acids. NCBI's taxonomy places the organism in Eukaryota, Metazoa, Chordata, Mammalia, Artiodactyla, Delphinidae. The transcript has 2 exons. Gene Ontology annotation, cellular component: Shu complex. Gene Ontology annotation, molecular function: single-stranded DNA binding. The record is from RefSeq and is a predicted model, not a curated record. Gene Ontology annotation, biological process: double-strand break repair via homologous recombination.